UCCGUCGACCGUAAACGGAAGGGACGUGCGCCGACCCGGAAGUGAAAGCCGGAACCCGGGCCCGAGGGACCCAGAGCGCCGGCCGGGAGGAAGGAGGCCGGGGAGAGCCGUAGCUAUGGCUGUGGCCGUGGCCCCGGCGGGAGCAGGCUUCGGAUUCGAGCCGGGGCCCGCGGAAGAACUCGCCAAGCUCGAGUAUCUGUCCCUGGUGUCGAAGGUCUGCACAGAGCUGGACAAUCACUUGGGGAUCAACGACAAGGACCUGGCUGAGUUUGUGAUCAGUCUUGCUGAGAAAAAUACAACAUUUGAUACUUUCAAGUCUUCUCUGGUGAAAAAUGGUGCAGAAUUCACGGAUUCUCUUAUUAGUAACUUGCUGCGUCUCAUACAAACCAUGCGGCCUCCGGCAAAGCCUUCGACUAGCAAAGAUCCAGUUGUUAAACCUAAAACGGAAAAAGAAAAACUGAAGGAACUCUUCCCAGUCCUUUGCCAACCAGACAACCCUUCCGUCCGGACCAUGCUGGACGAGGAUGAUGUGAAAGUCGCUGUGGAUGUCCUGAAGGAACUGGAAGCUUUGAUGCCCAGUGCAGCAGGCCAGGGAAAGCAACGAGACACUGAGCACCGGGACAGGACAAAGAAGAAGAAGCGGAGUCGGAGCCGAGAUCGAGACAGAGAGCGAAAUCGAGAUCGAGAUCACAAGCGGAGACAUCGUUCUCGUUCUCGGUCACAUUCCAGAACCCAGGAGAGAAAUAAAGGGAAAUCUAGAUAUCGGUCCAGGAGCAGGAGUCAGAGUCCCCCCAAAGACCGGAAGGACCGCGACAAAUAUGGGGAGAGGAAUCUGGACAGAUGGCGGGAUAAGCAUGUGGACCGUCCUCCCCCUGAAGAGCCUGCCAUUGGGGACAUUUACAAUGGCAAAGUUACCAGCAUCAUGCAGUUCGGAUGCUUUGUGCAGCUGGAAGGAUUGAGAAAGCGGUGGGAAGGCCUGGUGCACAUCUCUGAGCUCCGGCGGGAAGGUCGUGUGGCCAACGUGGCUGACGUGGUGAGCAAAGGCCAGAGGGUCAAGGUCAAAGUGCUGUCCUUCACUGGGACCAAGACCAGCCUGAGCAUGAAGGAUGUGGAUCAAGAGACUGGAGAAGAUCUAAACCCAAACCGACGACGAAAUCUUAUUGGGGAGACAAAUGAGGAGACCUCCAUGCGGAAUCCGGACAGACCCACCCACCUCUCCCUUGUCAGUGCCCCUGAAGUGGAGGACGACUCGCUGGAGCGCAAGCGCCUCACCCGCAUCUCCGACCCGGAGAAGUGGGAGAUCAAACAGAUGAUUGCUGCCAAUGUCCUUUCCAAAGAAGAGUUUCCAGACUUUGAUGAAGAGACUGGCAUUCUCCCUAAGGUGGAUGAUGAAGAAGAUGAGGACCUUGAGAUUGAACUGGUUGAGGAAGAGCCUCCAUUCCUGAGAGGACACACCAAGCAGAGCAUGGACAUGAGCCCCAUUAAAAUCGUCAAGAACCCAGAUGGCUCCCUCUCCCAAGCAGCGAUGAUGCAGAGUGCCUUGGCCAAAGAAAGGCGGGAGCUCAAGCAGGCCCAGCGGGAAGCUGAGAUGGAUUCUAUUCCCAUGGGGCUCAAUAAACACUGGGUGGAUCCUCUGCCUGAUGCGGAAGGCAGGCAGAUUGCUGCCAACAUGAGGGGCAUUGGGAUGAUGCCCAAUGAUAUACCUGAGUGGAAGAAGCAUGCCUUUGGGGGAAACAAAGCCUCUUAUGGAAAAAAGACCCAGAUGUCAAUCAUUGAGCAGAGGGAGAGCCUACCCAUCUACAAACUGAAGGAGCAGCUGGUCCAGGCUGUCCAUGACAAUCAGAUCCUGAUUGUUAUUGGAGAGACAGGAUCUGGGAAGACUACGCAGAUCACACAGUACCUGGCAGAGGCAGGCUACACUUCCAGGGGCAAGAUAGGGUGUACCCAGCCCAGAAGGGUGGCAGCCAUGUCAGUGGCCAAAAGGGUAUCAGAGGAGUUUGGUUGCUGCUUGGGCCAAGAGGUGGGCUACACUAUCCGGUUUGAGGACUGCACCAGCCCCGAGACAGUCAUCAAAUACAUGACAGACGGGAUGCUGCUCCGGGAGUGCCUGAUCGACCCUGACCUCACCCAGUAUGCUAUCAUAAUGUUGGAUGAGGCGCACGAGAGGACCAUUCACACCGACGUGCUUUUUGGGUUGUUGAAAAAGACAGUUCAGAAACGGCAGGACAUGAAGCUGAUUGUCACUUCAGCCACCCUGGAUGCAGUGAAGUUUUCUCAGUACUUCUACGAAGCUCCCAUUUUCACCAUCCCAGGUCGAACAUACCCGGUAGAAAUACUGUACACAAAGGAACCCGAGACAGAUUACCUGGAUGCCAGCCUGAUCACUGUCAUGCAGAUCCACUUGACAGAGCCGCCAGGUGAUAUCCUGGUCUUCCUGACUGGUCAGGAAGAGAUCGAUACUGCUUGCGAGAUCCUCUAUGAAAGAAUGAAAUCCCUAGGACCUGACGUGCCCGAGUUGAUCAUCCUCCCAGUGUACUCUGCUCUUCCCAGUGAGAUGCAGACCCGAAUCUUUGACCCAGCUCCGCCAGGCAGCAGAAAGGUUGUGAUUGCCACCAACAUCGCAGAGACAUCACUGACUAUCGAUGGCAUCUACUAUGUGGUGGACCCUGGGUUCGUAAAGCAGAAGGUGUACAAUUCCAAGACGGGGAUUGACCAGCUUGUGGUUACGCCUAUUUCUCAGGCUCAGGCAAAGCAGCGAGCUGGCCGAGCAGGGCGAACAGGCCCAGGAAAGUGCUACAGGCUGUACACAGAGCGCGCCUACCGGGACGAGAUGCUCACCACCAACGUGCCAGAGAUCCAGAGAACCAACUUGGCGAGCACGGUGCUGUCGCUCAAGGCCAUGGGGAUCAAUGACCUGCUGUCCUUUGAUUUCAUGGACGCCCCGCCGAUGGAGACCUUAAUCACAGCCAUGGAGCAGCUGUACACCCUGGGGGCCCUGGAUGACGAGGGCCUGCUCACUCGCCUGGGCCGCAGGAUGGCAGAGUUCCCUCUGGAGCCAAUGCUUUGCAAAAUGCUCAUCAUGUCUGUGCAUCUGGGCUGCAGCGAGGAAAUGCUGACCAUCGUCUCCAUGCUGUCUGUGCAGAACGUCUUCUAUAGGCCCAAGGAUAAACAAGCCCUCGCGGAUCAGAAGAAGGCCAAAUUCCACCAGACUGAAGGGGACCACCUCACCCUGCUGGCUGUGUACAAUUCCUGGAAGAACAACAAGUUCUCCAAUCCGUGGUGCUACGAGAACUUCAUCCAGGCCCGUUCCCUGCGCCGGGCCCAGGACAUUCGCAAACAGAUGUUGGGCAUCAUGGACAGACACAAGUUGGAUGUCGUCUCCUGUGGCAAGUCUACCGUCCGAGUGCAGAAGGCCAUAUGCAGCGGGUUCUUCCGCAACGCUGCCAAGAAGGACCCGCAGGAGGGAUACCGGACCCUGAUCGACCAGCAGGUGGUCUAUAUCCACCCCUCCAGUGCGCUCUUCAACAGACAGCCGGAGUGGGUGGUGUACCACGAGCUGGUGCUGACUACAAAGGAGUACAUGCGUGAGGUCACCACCAUCGACCCCCGGUGGCUCGUGGAGUUUGCCCCAGCCUUCUUCAAGGUCUCCGACCCAACCAAACUCAGCAAGCAGAAGAAGCAGCAGCGUCUCGAACCCCUGUACAACCGCUACGAGGAGCCCAAUGCCUGGAGAAUAUCCCGCGCCUUCCGGCGGCGCUGACAUGCAGGCGUGUCCACGUGUCUCCCCACAGCAGACAGUCGCCCUGGGCUUGGCUCACUCUUGUGAUGACAGGCUGGUCCUGGGAAUGCAGCUGUCCUGUGACUGAACAUCCUACCCUGGCCUAAACCUGACUCUCAUUGCUUCCCUGGUGGUAAAGUGAAACCAGGGAUGUCAGCCUGGCUUCCCCCCCCCACCCGAGUCUCGGGCCAGUUGCGCCAUCUGCAGGAAAGGGGCAACUUGUGCAGCCCUCGAUGGGAAGGGAUAGAGUGGGCACCUGGCACAGGGCCAUAGCUAGGGCCCCCACGCCCAUCAAGCCCUCUGGAGUAGGGAGCUGCUGUGCUCAUCUAAAGAGGGGUCCCCGCUUCCCACCCCCUCCCCUGCCUGUACUUUGGCUUAGCCUCCUGGAAAUAUUUAUUUUCUUAAGGAAACAAAAA
This is a messenger RNA of Carlito syrichta (Philippine tarsier), 4194 nucleotides long. It is a transcript of the gene DHX8, whose product is annotated as DEAH-box helicase 8. Gene Ontology annotation, biological process: spliceosomal complex disassembly; mRNA splicing, via spliceosome. Gene Ontology annotation, cellular component: intracellular anatomical structure; catalytic step 2 spliceosome. The record is from RefSeq and is a predicted model, not a curated record. NCBI's taxonomy places the organism in Eukaryota, Metazoa, Chordata, Mammalia, Primates, Tarsiidae. Bases 116 to 3760 code for a protein of 1214 amino acids. Gene Ontology annotation, molecular function: ATP binding; RNA binding; RNA helicase activity. The transcript has 23 exons.